AUGGCGGAACGAGCGGCAGAAAGUAGUAGCCGGACGAUCUCCGACGAGGUGGGUCGUGAGGUCGUCUCUGACGAGGAGGAGAACCUAGAGUUGGCGCUGGGUUAUUACCGUUGGGAUCCGCUACUGGCUGAGCGCUUGGUUUUACGGUGGGACAACCACGAAGGCGACGCCGAGGUGGAAAGAGACCUCCCUAGAAAGAGAGACAUAGAGAGAGGAGAGAAAGAGGUGAGCGAGGCAAUGGAGGAAGACAUGGUGGAGGAUACUGAGAAUGCGGCGGCGGAGGAGGAGGAGGAGGAGGAGGAGGUGGAUUACAGUUUCACGGUGUACGAAAUUGACCUCGACUACGAGUUCGACGCGGCUCGCUUCUUCGAUUUUAGCCGGGACGAGUCGCCUCUGGAGGCGCGCCAGGCGGAGCUCUGGUUCGAAUCUGCCGGAAGUUAUCCUCCGUCGAGCCUUAUGGAGAUGUUAGUCCCAAGAGAGGAUUUAUUCAUGGAAGCCAUGAACCUGUCUAAGAGUGACACAGAUGUUGAGACAGAUCAUGAAAUUUCUGCUACGGAGCUGAAUUGUCGAGGAGAACGGCAAGAUAAGGGAACAUCCACCUCACAUAUUCAUAGCCAGCAAAAGUUUCAGAAUCAAUCCCAAAAGUUGCGCUCAGGGUUGGCCUUUUACAAUUCUACUGUGAAGACUGAAAACCCAGAAAGCCAAACCAAGAUUUCCAAGAAACAUGCUUUCCCAAAGAGUUCAACUCUUAUGAAACCAACAGCAAGUCAGCUAGCCAAGCAAAAUCGUCCUUUCCAAGCUAUCAAUUCUAGGUCACGUGUGGCUGUAUUGGAUAGAACCUCUAAAAAUGGAGCUAAUACGUGUGUGGUUGAGAAUCAAGCUGCAAAAAGACAAAAGCUUGAGGGUGGUCUCCUGCGGAAGGUUAUGGGUACAGCACAGCUGCAACAGACUAAUUUUGUUCACAAGGCAUCCAAGAGGGAUGAACUCCUGCAUGGUAACAUAACUCACACUAAGCCAAGGAUCACUAUUCCAAGAGACCCGGAUCUUGAAACCACACACAGGGCGCAAAGGACUAGGGAGAAAAGUAAUAUAGAUGAAAAUUUGACAACAACGUUUCGCAGAUUUAAAGCUCUACCACUGAACAGAAAAAUUCUUGAAGCACCUUCAUUGCUUCCGAAGAGAAGAACUCCUCGUUUACCAGAUUUUCAAGAAUUUCACUUAAAGACAUCAGAGAGGGCUCUGCAACAUAGCUCAGGAAUUUUGAAGUCCACAGCUCCUUUGCAUGAUUCUAACAAGGACUUAAACAAGUUCACGACUAACUUAACUACAGAUUAUGGAAGCAGAGAUCCUGGAAGGCCAAGCAUGAUUUGUAGUAAUGCUUCAAAUCCAGAUGGCUGCCAGUCAUCUCGAAGCUUCAAAGCUCUUCCCCUCAAUAAGAAGAUACUAUCGAGCAAGGGAGACAUUGGAAUUUUCCGGAACUGGAAAAAGGAAUCCACAGUGCCAAUGGAAUUCAAUUUCCAAACUGAUAAGAGAUUUCAUAAUAAUCCUCCAAUCGAGCUAUUCAACAAGCUCUCUUUGGCGUGUGAAUCACAACCCGAACCCAAGGCACCUUGGUCCAUGAGUACACCAGCAAAGGGGCCAAAAGAGAACAGCUGGGGCAGCUUCCAGCAAGGAUAUCAGAUAAAAAACCCUGCAAAACCGAAACUGCCUUUGUUUGGAGCAACGCAGAAACUCAACACCAUUGAGGAAAAAAUUGAAGUCAGCUUUGUUAACUGGAGCAAGCCCAUCCGGUAA
Striga hermonthica is the source of this 1794-nucleotide messenger RNA. The record is from the annotation of a GenBank genome assembly. NCBI's taxonomy places the organism in Eukaryota, Viridiplantae, Streptophyta, Magnoliopsida, Lamiales, Orobanchaceae.